AUGGCACAGCUGGGUCGGCGCAACAUAGAUUCAGGUCGUCAGCCCACAAUACCUUAUGACAUUCUCCAUAGGCUUCCUCCCAAUGCAGUAAAGAUCCGACCAUCACACACGAGCAUUUCAAAGGUUUCCAGCUAUGAGUAUACGCAAAACUGGACCGCCCUGAGUUCCACCCACAGCAUCUUUGAUGGAGGAUUGCGCUGGCAGAGGAGUACCUUCGAAGCUCGUUUGACAAAUUUGAACCCUGAAUGCUCCACCUGGGUCCUGCUUGUCGAAGACAUAAGUUCCCAAUUGGCUAAAACGCUCCAGUCGUCACUUAACGUUGACCCCCAGUUCUUUGCAGAGCAUUUAAUCAACUCUAGCUGGGUGCCCAGCGGCAGAACGGAUCACCAACAAAUUGAAGAUCCUCCCACACCUUACACCGAUGCUGAAGCUUCCACAUGGUGGACCAAACGAUUUCAGAAAUGUCAUGCGUCCAUCAAGUGGUACCGCCCGUACACACUCCGGCUCAUCAGAGGGUCUAUGCGUCUAUCCCGACGACAAUACCGUUUUCAUCGUGAAACAUCCACCGAUGAUGAAUCUGAGUCCGAGUCAGAGACCAGCGCCCAAGAAACACAACUCGACAUGAUGGCAAUUUGUAAUAGUCGCAGGCGCCACCUAGAUCUUAGACUCGAAAAUGGAGAAUGGGAUUAUGAAACCUCAACCUCUGAACGCCUCCAAAAUGGUGACAAGCUAGCAGUGGAGGAACGUGUGAGUCUCUGGAAGGGAACUUUGGGAUCUCGCGAAAUCGGUAUUUGGACUUUCCUACUUGUGGGAAAUACCGCAGAAAAGGUUCAUUUCCAAGCGCCUGGGAUGCCUGCCAUCGAAACGCGUCCACUACCCUUGACCCUCUUUGUAGAGUCUGAAUCUGCUGCUCAGGGUAAGAAAGGAUCAAGGAGACACAGUUAUGGAAGCUUCCCCAGAAACAAUGGUCCCCAGUGCCUCCCCAAACACAAUCAGAUCACGCCCGGAGCAGGAAUUGAUAAUUCCCAAGAUAGCGUCCCGCAAAAUACUCAUACACCAGCAGCGUCUGAGAUCGCUGUUGAUCAAUUAGGAGCUCCCCAUAGCAUGGGACAAUGUGAUGAGUCCCAGCGCAAUGGGAGUGUGCAUUUUUCGCCUCCUAGUGAUAUAGGACGACGUCGUCUGCCUUUUCAAAACUGCGCAUCGCGAGGACCUGCAUCGGAUUAUCAGAUUUUCGACCCUUGUCCUCAGGGUCUGGUUGCUCAACUAUCCACCACCCUCGAGGAUCUUGCUCUUUGGCUUGAGAGAGAGGCCCAACCAAGUCUGACUAAGUCUUACGCACUGGGUCCGAUGUCAGCAGUGUUUUUUAUCAUCCAUUGUGACACCAUGGACUUUCUGCAACUGGUGGAAUCCUUUAUUGAUAACGUGCAUAGCCUGGCUGAAGAUGAGUUAACCCUACAGAGAAAUAUCGCGAUAUGGCGUAGGCUUGUCAAUAUUUUAGGAGCCGAGCUACGCGCUCUUACGAAGUCAAUUCCCCCUUUUACUGCCUUCUUGUGCGGGCCGACCAAUGAUAAAGGCAAAACCAGCGACCAGCACAGUAUCAAAGAUGCGAGCGAAAAUCUUCUUGAAGAAAUAUUGCGCGUCCAAAAGCGCUUAGACAAGUUGUUCCAUGUCCUGGUUAGCUCCUUGUCGAUUGUCGAGAGCAGGAGAGGGAUUGCCGAAGCAGAGAGUGUCACAAAGCUUACGGAGCUCGGUAAGUUGACAUGUCCACAAAACUAA
This is a messenger RNA of Exophiala bonariae, 1776 nucleotides long. RefSeq lists its product as uncharacterized. The transcript has 2 exons. The record is from RefSeq and is a predicted model, not a curated record. NCBI's taxonomy places the organism in Eukaryota, Fungi, Ascomycota, Eurotiomycetes, Chaetothyriales, Herpotrichiellaceae. Bases 1 to 1776 code for a protein of 591 amino acids.